CAUAAUGCCUGAAACUCGGUCUCCAACGCUCCAACGAGGACUGUCCCGACCAUGCCUGUGCCUCAUGCUCGUCGGACGUUAAUUUUCAAAGAUCUUCGUUAAAGCGACGAUGAUCACGGCGGUGUCGUGCAGGAUCCAGGGGUGAAGCACGGAUCGAACCGAGUAGGGUUUCCCUAAGAUCUAGAUGCUGAACCGCGUCAUCCAGGUCAUCUAACGUGUAUUGUUAGUGCCAAGAGAUGCUGAUACGAGAAUACCUUACAGCUGUUCCAUGGGUCCUCUUAUUAUCUAAUUUUCGGCCGACCCAGGCGAUCGUCGCGUUGCAGGUGGGUUAUAGAAACGGAACAUCUUUAGUUUCGUACAAUGGUGUUGCUGUUACUGACCCAUGUUCUUCUUCAAUGUUUCUAUGCUUCUUUUCUUGCUACUGUAACUCAACCUGUUCAACUAUUUACUCAAUUCAAGUAUUCCAAAGAAACGCGAAGUAACCUCUAUUCACGUUCACCAUAACUCCUUACCAUGAAGGCCCCACUCCUAUUCACCCUGAGUUUCCUAGCACCUAGCAUCCUCGCCUCUACCAACCACGCCACCACAUCAGCGUCACAACCCAUAUUCGUCCUCAAAACAAGCCAGACCGCAACAUCAGUCCUCAGCAAAGCCCUCGGCAAACUGGGCUACAUCCACCAAGAAGCUCGCCAAGGGAACUACAGCGCCUCAUCUACCCCUAACAUCAAUGCCAACACCAACACAUACGUCGAGGUCACCUCCGACGCGCAGCUCCUAGAAAUCUCUAGAGCUCACCCCGAGGCCAAGUUCAUAAUACCGAGCGGGAGCCAGCUUUUUUCCGCCUCCGAGGACGGGGCGCCUGGGUCGUGGUGGGGGCGGCAGCGAGCCAGCGGCGCGGAGCUGGUAGGCGGAGAGGGUGGUGGUAUCUGGUUCGCGCAGGAUUUCCUCUCUGAGAAGAACGAGAACGAGAAGUUGGACGAGGUCCUGGAGCUGGACGUGCUGGCGCUGGAGAAGGGCGCGCAGGCGGAGAACUGGGUAAGGCUGUGCGAUUUCUUGGGCUUGGGGUAUAGUGUUGUGGAGAGGUUGAGCUUGUGGCAUUUUCCGCAGUAAGGAGGAAGACGGGUAUUUGGGUUUAUGGGGGUGGGGAUUUGAAUUCGGAAAUAGAUGUGUGCUGGUGAUAAGGCAGGGGAAGCUGCGAGUGGUAGUUGAGCCCAUCUUUCUAGUAGACAUGUUAUGCCCAAAAGGCGUGAUGGGGAGGAAUUGCGUAAAGACCGAUUGGUUUGCGAAGGGCCGAAUAGAUGUGGUCGCAGACGUUUAGUUUUCCGUCGAGUACAUAGAAGGCGAAGACGGCGCCGGAUUGGCGUUGAAAAGUUAGCUAACAUCUCCUAAGGACCUAGGAAGAGUGCUUCUUCACCGUUUUGCGCUUAUGGCCGCGGAAAGGCAGCAUCAGGAAUAGAGUUACUUGCAUUAUACCAAUCUUAGAGUUGAUAGAUAACAUAUAUGAAUAGACAGAGUCUCUUGCAACUCUUGAAGUCAUCAGCUCUUUCAGUGAAACUAGAUAUCUAGGUUAUAUUGCUU
Molecule: messenger RNA, 1578 nt
Organism: Annulohypoxylon truncatum
Lineage: Eukaryota; Fungi; Ascomycota; Sordariomycetes; Xylariales; Hypoxylaceae
Exons: 1
Coding region: 514-1110 (198 amino acids)
Source: RefSeq, a predicted model, not a curated record